CGCGCGCGCCCGGUAACUGAAUCGCACUCUGGGAUACGAAUGAACGCUGGGCGCCGGGCAUGAAGACCACAUCGCAAUUCAAGGUCGGAAAUUUAACGAGUUCACGAUCGCGAGGGGAGCUCUCGGAAUUGAACGGGAAAUUUCACUUUUUAUCCGGAUUGUGUUUGCUUCAUAUCUCUAAAGAGGAAUCUCGCUGACAAUGGCGACAUCAUCACCUCCAACCAAAGAUUCCUGCGUUCCGCUGCCUCUAGAUCCCGAGGUCUUAAAUGAUCUCCAGGCGUCCUCCAAGGACUGGGCCCUGACCCACGGUCUGGUAGUCAUGUACAUGGCGCCCGAUCAGAUCUGUUGUCCAGACCGUAUCACCUACGUCCCGCAUACUCUGCUGCCCUCGCCUGUCCCGCGACGAUUGUUUGAGAGGAUGGUGAGCCUACAGCCACACAUCAACCUGUUGAUGCAUCGAGUGGCCGAGGAUAGAGAAUUUAUGACUUCGGCCCUCAAGAGCACGAUAAAAGUGGAUGAUUUUACGGCAAAGCUGUUCGAAAUCUAUGAGGAAAUGCAUCAAGCAGGAUAUACAAAGCCUGUCAAGUUAACCCUGCUUCGCUCAGACUACAUGAUAGAUACAACCAGUCCACAGCACGCCAUGAAGCAGAUAGAGAUUAACACCAUGGCCAGUAGCUUUGGCGGUCUGUCAGCCAACUUGACUCAUCUGCACAAAUAUACGCUGGGCCUACAUUCAUCAGAAGACAACUUUGAAGUUAACAUUCCCGAGAAUAAAUCAGUGGAAGCAUUGGCGGAAGGAAUGGUAAAAGCAUGGCAACUCUAUGGAAGACGAGAGGCCGUGGUUUGUUACAUGGUAUGCUGUCCAGAGCAGAACAUUUUCGAUCAACGCUUGCUGGAGUUUAUGAUGAAGAAGAAGGACUCCGGUAUCAGGGUCAUUCGUCGAAGCUUAACUGACGUGGGAAAGAGAGGCCGUCUUUCGGAAGACAGACGAUUAUUUGUAGAUGGGUCAGAGGUCGCCGUGGUGUAUUACCGAGUCGGUUACGUCCCAUCCCACUUCUGCUGUGGUGAAAAGGCAUGGGAUGCCAAGCUCCUAGCAGAGAAGUCCUUGGCAGUGACGUGUCCAUCUAUCGACUGGCAUCUGGCUGGCACCAAGAAGAUUCAACAGGAGCUAUCUCGACCUGGAGUCUUGGAGAAAUUCUUGGAUAAUCCGGAGAUCAUUGACGAUAUCAGGGCCACGUUUGCUGGACAGUAUCAUCUGGAACUGAAUGAGGAAGGUGAUGCGGCAGCAGCGAUGGGAAUCCAGAACCCUGAGGGAUACGUCUUGAAACCACAACGAGAAGGCGGAGGUAAUAAUUUCUAUGGGGAAGAGUUGAGCCAGAAACUGCGAGAGUUGGAAGGGAAGGAGGAGCGAGCCGCCUACAUACUGAUGGAACGCGUUCAACCUCAGGUUGUCUCCAAUUACGAAGUACGAGGAAAUCAGCCUGUUGAAAUGAAAGACAUGGUCAGUGAACUGGGGAUCUUUGGAAUAUUUGUCAGCAAAGGCAGUGACACUGUUUUGAACACAUCAGCCGGUCAAUUACUGCGGACCAAAAACAUCAAAACAGACGAGGGUGGAUUAAUGACUGGUUCGUCAUGUAUGGACAGUCCGUAUCUUGUGUGAUUGGAGGUGGAUAGAACAGGGACAGAACAGAAAAGGGGAAACUACUCAGGAGCACAGAUUGAAAGCUGAGUAUAUUGGGUCUAUGCACGAUCUAUAGAGGGCGACAUACAGACCAUUAGACUGGUUCCCAGUCCUUUGUUCAUCAAUUCUGACUCCGAAUGUAUGAACUGGUACCGUCUAAUUGAAUUUACAUACGCUGUGAAAAAUUCCUCCCAGUGUCUGCUAAACAAAAAAAAUUCCCCACAAUGCAAUGAGCCUUGAUCUUUUUCUAUUAUCUCAUUUUGACCUCCUAGUUUACUGUAUUUUGUUCAGAGAUUUUAAUGCCUUGGGUGUAGGCAGAGAGAACCGUGAACAUCAUUUACAUUUUUGGCAGGCACACAUGCCCUGAAAUUUGGACGUCUUUAUGUUUACUGUGACUAGCUUGCGCUGGCAAUUAAUUGGUCCAUGCCGAGAGCGCAGUAGUAUUCUUUGAUCAAAUAGCAUUUUUAUGUAUGCAUGAAACUUAAACACCACCUCUAAAACUAGAACGUUCACUUGCACUAUGUUGUCCAAUUAGAAGCGUUAAAUGCGCGGUGGCUACUGACCCCCAUUAUUUUAUGGAAAACGGAACCAGUAUAAUAUACUAAUAAGUUUUCUCUGCACAAAUUUCGCAUUGGAUCGUUUCAAAAGAAAGUAACAGUCAGUACCUUUUUUUUCUACACAUACUGAGAUUAUCCAAUUAUUCCCACCUCUAUUGACGGGUUAAAUUUUUAAUUUGACAUUUAUUCAUACCAGGGAUUCAUAGUUUAUGUUUUUGAGAGAUUGAAUUAAUUUGGUGUUCUUUAGAAGGGUUAAGUAUAGAGGUAUUCCUGAUAGAUAUUU
Messenger RNA from Patiria miniata (bat star), 2521 nucleotides. RefSeq names its product glutathione synthetase-like. The record is from RefSeq and is a predicted model, not a curated record. Gene Ontology annotation, biological process: glutathione biosynthetic process. The coding region runs from base 200 to 1660 and encodes 486 amino acids. Gene Ontology annotation, molecular function: glutathione synthase activity; ATP binding; glutathione binding. The transcript is spliced from 11 exons. NCBI's taxonomy places the organism in Eukaryota, Metazoa, Echinodermata, Asteroidea, Valvatida, Asterinidae. Gene Ontology annotation, cellular component: cytosol.